UUUCUCAACAAUCUUCAUCAGGAGAAGGAGAGGGCUCUUCAGGUCAGCGUUGAGGCAGCCAGCAGUGAACCCCGGUCGGCAUCUCCCCCCGACCCCGCAGAUGAUUCGACUCCGGACGGGGAAGCAAACAGACUGUUGGAGUGGCCUCAGUUGGAGCUGGAGCGAGUUAACAGUUUCUUGACCAGCCGUCUGGAGGAGAUCAAAAACACCAUAAAAGACUCCAUCCGUGCCUCCUUCAGCAUGUACGACCUCAACCUGGACGUCAACGACUUCCCAAAGAAGGCGGCGACGCUGGAAGGAAACCAUCUGCUGUCUCACCUCAACGGAUCUUCUGAUCUGCAGCAGAUAGACUUGGAUCUGGCACCGCUCUCACUGAGGAACUUCAAGAGAGACCUGGAUAUAGUUAAUGGUUGGGAGGACACCACCACUGCAGCCAAAGACAUCCAGAGGCUUCAAUCCACGCCAAGUCUUUCCAAGCUCAUCCGUGUGCGGUCACCAGAACGAAGCCCUGCCACGGGUUCAGAGUCCAUCCAGCCUGGCACUGCAUCUGCGGCCAAGCCCAACGAUGCGGUCCUCGAAACCAAAACCACAAAUGGAGCUGGAUCCAAGGCAAAGAAGGGUAAGAAACAGCAGAAUCAGAGGCACCAGGAGCAGGCGACUCAGGAGCAAGUGUCCAGUACGAAAACGGCAAAAACUGAGAUGCACAAAGCGCAGGAAACAAGGGCAGCUGAUUCCGAUAAAAACACCAAAGGUGGAUCCAAACAGAACCACCAGACUCAGCAGCAGGCAGACUCGCAGAAAACAGGAAAUAAGAGAGCAGAAGAGGUCAAAGCUUGCAAGCAGUCAUCCAAUGGAGCCUCAAACGGUCACCAUAAUACAGGGUCUAACACGCAGAGGGGGAAGAAUGACCUCUCGGACACACGGGGAAACAGGUCGGAGCAUGAUAUAGACACUAAAACCACCUCCAAUGCUCCCAGUUCACAGCAGCAAGCACAGCAACCGAAGGGAAAGACUAAAAAUAAGAGCAAAAACAAGACGGAAAAAUCGAAUAACACAAUCGAUGAUGUGUUCCUUCCCAAAGAUGUCGACCCUACAGAAAUGGACGAGAUUGAUCGUGAAGUUGAAUAUUUCAAGAGGUUUUGUCUUGACUCUGCUAAACAAACCCGACAGAAGGUGGCUGUGAACUGGUCCAACUUCAGCCUCAAAAAGAUGCCCUCAAAUGCAGCUCAGUAACAGAUAGGUGAUGGUAAACAGACCCCCCCCUCUCCUCCCAGCAAGACUGUACUAAAAACCAGUUUGGC
Messenger RNA from Sinocyclocheilus grahami, 1301 nucleotides. RefSeq names its product protein FAM193B-like. The record is from RefSeq and is a predicted model, not a curated record. The annotation marks the transcript as partial. The transcript is spliced from 3 exons. Lineage: Eukaryota; Metazoa; Chordata; Actinopteri; Cypriniformes; Cyprinidae. Gene Ontology annotation, cellular component: nucleus; cytoplasm.